This is a messenger RNA of Pseudopipra pipra, 3442 nucleotides long. It is a transcript of the gene DNAJB5, whose product is annotated as DnaJ heat shock protein family (Hsp40) member B5. The coding region runs from base 1560 to 2603 and encodes 347 amino acids. Gene Ontology annotation, cellular component: cytosol. The transcript is spliced from 4 exons. Lineage: Eukaryota; Metazoa; Chordata; Aves; Passeriformes; Pipridae. Gene Ontology annotation, molecular function: protein-folding chaperone binding. The record is from RefSeq and is a predicted model, not a curated record.
GACGCUGUAGAUGCUCCUUACGCCCCCAGGGACCUCCUCCCACCUCUUCUGUGCCCCUUGAGCUGCUGCACGUGUCUGCAGAUGCCUCCAUCUCCCCUAAUUUAGCCUUAGCCCCCCUCACUAUCUACAGCAAAGUACCUGCUCCAUGGCUGGGGCAAAAAAGAGCAGAGGUUGAUGGUUUGGAUGGAGGUGACCAAGUGUGGGGCCAGUUUCCAAGGUGGUCAUUGUCCAAGACGUGGCCCAAGGAAAGUGUUGGAUGCUUGGUGUGGAUACUAAGGGCUCUCUGUAGCAGUGUAGGGAUGGAUCCUGGGGGAGCACAGCCACCUUUGAUUGAGCUGCUGUGGUUGAGAGCUCCAACAGGAUCUCAGGGACAGAAUAAGAGUGGGGAAGAACAUCUGGUAGCUUGCAUGGUGGUGAAGAAAAGGGUGAAGGCUCACACCCUGUGCCAAAAUCCGUGCGCUGGAGUGGCACAGUGAGCUGAGGCUGCUCAGGGAUGUUUGGGCAGGGUGAAACCUGGACUGUAGCAGAGAGCAGGAUGCGAGCAGCAGGAGAGCAGGGAGUCUGCUGGGACAGUGCCUGGGAGGAGCAGGGCCAGCAGCAGGCACUGAGUCGUGGUUUGGGGAGUGGGGGAGCAGGAGUUUGCUGUCAGAUAACCAAAGGUUGAGGAGCAUGGGGUUUGCUCAGCCUCUGCCUGGAGGAGCAGCCCUCCCUUCUCCUGUGGCUGCUUCCUGGGUUGGUGCCACUCCAGCGGCGUGACUGGGGGAUGAAUUACGGCCACCGGGUUUUCCAUGCCUUAGUAUAGGCAUAGGCAUGGCCACGGCCUCAGCCCCCGCACGAUGGAGCGAGUGAGCCCUGGGUUCCUGCCUUACUGCAAGAGGCAGUUGGAGGCUCUCGGGGAGUGCAAGUCAGGCUAAAAAGUGUUGGAUUUUUUUAAAACAAAAAAAUAAAAAAGCCCUCCCACCAUCACAAGAUGUUUCUGUCUAACGGCUCUUUUCUCUCUUCGCUAAAUACAAAUUACGGCUCUGACAGCCGGAGGCGCUUAUCUCCAGCUGAAUGCCAAUUGCUUUCAGGAACAAAAUGUUUGAAGUUCCUCUAAGGUGAAGGCGCAGCAUGGUCCCUGCCACUGCUUUCAGUCUCCAAAAACCUGCUGUCAUCACCCCGACUUGGGUCUCAGGUCCCCAGCUGGGAGAGAACCAGGCGAGGGGGUGGACACAGGCCGUCAGCUACAUUUAGACAUAGCUCAGCCCUCCUGACUCAGCCAGGGGGGAUGGACAGGGAUGCAGUCCUGGCCUGACGUUGGCAGUGGCGUGGCCCCUAUAAUAGCACCGUGCCCCGACUCAGGCUCUCUCUCCCUGUCAGCCUCGGAGAUGAGUCUGUCUAUCCCUGCUGUGGGGCUCAGAAGGGUAGAGCCAGAGCUGGGACACCUUCUGGCAUCGGGGCUCUGACCUCUAGUGGGAAGCGUGGACUGGAGCCGGCUUUGGUGCUGCUGGCCAGCGGGACGCAGGGAGCGUCGGCUCCGCGAUAAGAAUAAGUACUCAGCUCCCGGCAGUGUUGCUGUCAUGGGGAAGGACUAUUACAAGAUUUUGGGCAUCCAGAGCGGCGCCAACGAGGAUGAAAUCAAGAAAGCCUAUCGGAAAAUGGCCCUGAAAUACCACCCUGAUAAGAACAAAGACCCCAACGCCGAGGAGAAGUUCAAGGAGAUCGCAGAGGCUUAUGAUGUCCUGAGUGACCCCAAGAAACGAGCCGUUUACGACCAGUAUGGGGAGGAAGGUCUCAAAACUGGAGGUGGCUCUUCAGGUGGCUCAGGAAGCACUUUCCACUAUACCUUCCAUGGAGACCCCCAUGCCACCUUCGCAUCCUUCUUUGGAGGCUCCAACCCUUUCGACAUCUUCUUCGCCAGCAGCCGCUCCCGGAUGUUCAAUGGCUUUGACCAGGAAGACAUGGAUAUGGAUGAUGAUGAUGACCCUUUCAGUGCCUUCGGCAGGUUUGGUUUCAACGGCAUCAAUGGGGUUCACCGGCGGCACCAAGAGUCCCUGCACACACGGAGGAAGGUCCAAGACCCUCCUGUCAUCCACGAGCUCAAGGUGUCCCUGGAAGAGAUCUACCACGGAUCCACCAAGAGGAUGAAGAUCACGCGCAGAAGGGUCAACGCUGAUGGCCGGACCAUGCGGACUGAGGACAAGAUCCUAAACAUUGUCAUCAAACGGGGUUGGAAGGAGGGAACCAAAAUCACAUUCCCCAAAGAAGGGGAUGCCACCCCAGAUAACAUCCCUGCCGACAUCGUCUUCAUCCUCAAGGACAAGCCUCACUCACACUUCAAGAGGGAUGGGACAAACGUGAUCUACACGGCAAACAUCAGUCUUAAAGAGGCCUUGUGCGGCUGCACAGUGAACAUUCCCACCAUCGAUGGAAGGGUGAUCCCACUUCCCUGCAACGACAUCAUCAAGCCGGGGACAGUGAAGAGACUGCGCGGGGAGGGUCUGCCCUUCCCCAAGGCCCCCAGCCAGCGAGGAGACUUGAUCGUGGAGUUCAAAAUCCGCUUCCCAGACAGAAUAGCUCCCCAGACGAGACAGAUCCUCAAGCAGCACCUCCCAUGCUCCUAGAGCCCUGGGACUCUCCUCCAAAGCAGCAAUACUCCAAACGCAUGUGCCACAGCACCUGGCCUGCACAGAGCCAAGGUGCCACAGCACUUUUAAAUGCAAAAAAAAAAGACAACCACCCCUCACACUACUUUCCCUCCCCAAAAAACCCACCCGACCCACCCCCCAUCCAUUCUUCUUUGCCAGUUUUCUACUCCAACAAUGGGGAGUCUCCUGUCUGCCACAGGCUGCCAGACUUUUUCUUUCUCCCCAGAGGUCCAGCUUUCCUGCCUCGCACGAGCGAGAGCCGUGGGCCCUUUGCCCCGGGAGGUGCGUCGCGUCGUGGGUUUUUUAUGUCACCUGCUUUUCAAGCCACUCUUUCCACAAGAGGCUGGACUUGUCGGGGUCCAGCGCAGUGUAAAUAGGACUCCGCAGGAUCUGGCGUCCCCGCUGCUGGUUUUUCUCUUCCCCUCUUUGAUACUUGCUGCUGUUUGGGGUCCCGGCUGUCCCGCGGUGCCAAUUACUCCUGCCCGCGGUGGCCCCCCCAGUAGCCGGACUAUUUCUCACCUGGGACCACGGUACCGAGUCCGGCCGUGGCCCACUCUCCUGUGCCAAGCCUACACCGAGCCUCGGCAGUGCCAAACAACGGAGCAUGUGGGGAUGGUCCAUCCAACCUCCUGCCCCUGCCUGGGGAUGUCACCGGUGCUUGUGGGCACAACCUGCCUGCACCUGCUGCCCACAGGGCCCCAGCCAGCAGGAGGAGGGGGGAAAGCCCAGGGUGGAGCUUUCUUUUUUCAGAUGUGUUGAGUUUGCAUUGCUGCUUUUAUUUUUUAAAUACAUAUAUAUAGAGCUCAUUAGAUAAA